GCACGCAUCAUAGCCAUCGAUUACUCCGACGUCGAAUCUCUUGUUACGCUGUUUCAAGACGAAAAUGUCCAAACGGUGCUUUCGGCGCUAGGCGUCUCGACGCCUCUCGAAUACGAGAACAAUUUAAUCCGGGCUGCCGAGAAGUCCAAAAUUACCCGAAGAUUCAUCCCAAGCGGCUUCGGUGCUAAGUAUGGCCUGAGUAUACACUGGUCCUUCCCCUUAGCUGCACCAAAAAUCGCAGCCGAAGAAGCGCCCGAGAAAACGCAGCUCGAAUGGACCAUUGUCUGCAAUGGAUUUUUCCUCGAUUACUGGGGCAUGCGCAAGAUAAAGUCUUAUCUAAGCCCUUCGGCCCUGGUCGUUGAUAUGCUAGCCAGGAAGGCUGCCAUUCCAGGCCCGGGUGAUACUCCAGUUGUAUUCACGUAUUCUGGUGAUGUUGCGAAGUUCACAGCAGCACUUCUGACCCUUGAUAAGUGGGAGAAAGUGUCAUAUGUGAUUGGAGAUAAGGUUACUUGGAACGAAUUCGUUGCCACUGCUGAAGUUCUUGGGGAGAAAUUCGACAUUGUCCAUGAUUCACUUGACAUGCUGAAAUCUGGUAAAGUCACUGAGCUUCCAGGCCAGGUGCCAGUUUAUGCAGUUUUCCCCAGAGAAGCUUUUCACAGCAUGUGUGCCGCUUUCGGGCUUUUCUUUGACCAGGGCCUCAUGAACUAUAAGCAAGAGCAGGCUGUUAGCCAUUUAUUUCCCAAUAUUAAGACAAACUCUGUCAAGGACGUACUGGAGAUUGGCUGGAAGAGUUAG
This is a messenger RNA of Ilyonectria robusta, 795 nucleotides long. RefSeq lists its product as uncharacterized. NCBI's taxonomy places the organism in Eukaryota, Fungi, Ascomycota, Sordariomycetes, Hypocreales, Nectriaceae. The record is from RefSeq and is a predicted model, not a curated record. The annotation marks the transcript as partial. The transcript is spliced from 3 exons.